Messenger RNA from Tetranychus urticae (two-spotted spider mite), 6403 nucleotides. Its product is annotated as phospholipid-transporting ATPase ABCA3. Gene Ontology annotation, biological process: transmembrane transport; lipid transport. The record is from RefSeq and is a predicted model, not a curated record. Gene Ontology annotation, molecular function: ATP hydrolysis activity; ATP binding; lipid carrier activity. Lineage: Eukaryota; Metazoa; Arthropoda; Arachnida; Trombidiformes; Tetranychidae. Gene Ontology annotation, cellular component: membrane; intracellular membrane-bounded organelle.
UAUUUCAUUUUGUAUUUGUUAAGAAUAUUGAAAUCAAUUGUUGCUCUUUUAAAUUUUUUUCUUUGUUGUAAUUUAUUCAUCCAAUUUUAAAUUAGUAAUCUAAACCAGGGUAUUAAACCAGUUAACCAAUUUUUCACAUUGUGUCUCAUUACUUGAAAAUAUCUGACAAGGAUUAGAGAAUCAUGUCUUCAUGAACAUAUCUUGUACAGCAAAUAUUAAGCAACUCUCAACAUUAACCAUAGCAACCCUAUCAACAACAUUAAACAAUGGCUUUUUGGUUAUGCUUUUCACCAUUGUGUUGAUCCUGUUUAUGGUGCCUUUAACUUAAAGUGAUUCAAAGUUUACAGUAGUUAACCAGAUUAAUGAAAGACUCUAUUGCUAUAUUCUGGACCAAUCAAUUCUAACCAGAUCAACCUGUUGUUUUUUCACGUCUCUUGGCUUUUCUUGUAGCCAUUUUCAAUUUUCCAUGUUACAUAAAACCAUGUGUCAAGUCAACUCACAUCAUGAUUGAAUUACCAGAAUUUAGAAACAAAAUGUUUUAAUGGUACGUUUCCAAGAGACCUCUUGUAUCCAUCUUUAAAUCAUUAAAUUGUGAAGUCGGGGAAACAGGAAAAUGAAAAGUAAAAGUGAUGAUUCGUGCAAAGUGAAUGAACAAUAAUCAAGGUUGAAAAAAUUCAUUUACAUCAUAAUUUCAAUCCUUGGAAAUCACUAUACUUUGCACCUUCUCAGUUAUUCAAAUAUAUGUAUCCGUCAUCGCUUAUAAACAAAUGAUUGCCUGUUAGUUUAAUGAUGGUGUUUCAUCAUUAUUUUGUGUUAUUUGAACCUAAAUCACGAGGACUAUCAUUCCACUCUACCCUUUGACUUGGUGGUCAAUUUGUUAUUUCCGCCUUUUGGUUAUUUCUCUUUUUGUUAUUGGCUCUUUUGUACUUCAUUCUUUCUUACCUUUAACUGUGAUUACCGUGAAAAUAUCGAACAAAAUUUAGUUCAAUUCAUUUUGAUCUCCUGUGUAUCUGUUAUAUUGAUCAAAUUUCAAAAUGGCUCGAUCAGAGACCUACAAAAGUGGUCGAAAUAGGAUUAACCAGCAAGUCAAGAUUAUGCUUUGGAAAUCAUUGAUUGUUCGUCGAAAUCACAUCUCCGAAUUAUUAUGCGAGUUUUUGAUUCCAUUGACGAUUUCAAUCAUCUUUGUUAUUGUUCUUAUCCGUCUGGGAUCAUUACCUAGCAGCACCACUUCUCGCGUUCCAGCUCAAACCUUCCCGGAUCCUUCAUUCAAUUUUGACCCAAGUAUUUUCGGUUUUUCUAAUAUUCUAUACGCACCUAAUGAUGAAAAGACUGUCAAUAGAAUGACAAUGAUCGAAAAAAAGCUGUCGAUGACUGGAAUUCGACCAACGUUUGCCAAUUUUUCAACAUCGGAAGAUCUUUACAGUGAAUAUCUUAAAAUGAUAGCCAUUGAUCCAAACGCUUUAAUUUUUGGAGUCUUAUUUGAUCAAGAAAAAGCUAAUAACCCUGCAUUUACGUAUACUAUUCGUUCCCGGAUGCCUCAUUGGUUGAAAACAACAUUUUGUGUCAAAACAAAUUCAUAUCCUUGCGUUGAAGCUCCUUACAAUACAUUUUCAAAUCUCCAAACUCUUGUUAAUCUAGCCUAUUUGACUGAAAAAUUUCCCGAAAUUGAAUUGGACAUGACAAAAGUUUUAUCUUCAGGAUUGGUUAAAGGUUAUCGCUUCCCAUAUCCAUCUCACACUACAGCUAGUGAUAAUCUUUCAGACUUAACUCCAUGGGUACUAGUUUUUGGCUUCAUCAUUUCUUAUGUUUUUAUUAUUAAGCGUAUCACUUCCGAAAAGUCCAACCAAAUCAGAGAAAUGUAUAGAAUAACUGGACUUAUGGAUUGGAUUUAUUGGUUUGCUCAUCUUGCUGAUCAUUACGCCAUUUUCUUAGUUCAAGCUCUCAUUGUAACUGGACUUUUUACUAUGAAAAUUAUAAAUGGAAAUGCUUGCGUUUUUAAUUACUCGUCAUAUUCGCUCGUUUUCUUCAUUACUGCUCUUUGGGGUUUAAAUUUCACCCUAUCAGCUUUAGCUUUAUCCAUACCUUUCAAUCGUCCAAUUUCAGCUGUUGUUUUUGGGGCUUUAUUUUGGACCCUCCAAAUUGUUCCAGCUUAUUAUAUUGAUCCUGCUACCAAUCCAUUGGUUGAUGUGAUUGAAACCAGAGAGUUGAGAUUUAUUUCAUGCUUCCUGCCAAAUAUGGCUUUAACUUUGGCGAUAAGAGUUAUCCAACAAAAAGAGAUUUAUGGUUAUGGUGCAACUUGGUCUAAUCUUUUCGAACCUGCCUCAGUUUUCGGUGAAUUAUCAUUAGGUAUAAUAAUAAUUAUAUUGUUUGUGACGUCCCUGAUGUAUAUACCUUUAAUAUACUAUUUGGAAAAAGUCAUUCCAUCACAAUAUGGUAUUUCCAAGCCAUGGCUGUUCCCUCUUCAUGCUCUUUUCCGUUAUAAAACAAACAAGAAAACUAAAAGAGAAGAGCCUUUAGACUGGGAUCACGAUAAUUUUGAGCCCCUUGCCCCAUCCGAUGAGGUCAAAAUUUCCAUUAGAAAAGUUCUCAAAGAAUUCGACACCAGUAAUCCACCAUCAAUAGCAGUGAACAAUGUAUCUUUGGAUAUUCCUCAUCACCAGAUAACCAUGCUAUUAGGGGAGAAUGGAGCUGGUAAAACAACUUUAAUGAGUAUUAUUAUUGGUCUUAUUCCUCCCACCAGUGGUUCUGUUAUUAUUGAUGGUCAUGACAUUCUCGAAGAAACCGCUGAUGCUCGUCGGAACCUUAGCUUUUGUCCCCAAGCUAAUGUCCUUCAACCUGAGCUAAGUGUUGAAAAUCAUUUAAUGUUGUAUGGUGCCAUUAAAGGUGUCCCCAUGUCGAAGCUUUCAGACGAAGUGACUCGGAUCGUUGAAGACAUAAAACUUAACAAUUUUCGGCAUCUAAAACCUAACUCACUUUCUGGUGGAAUGAGGCGUCGUCUCAAUUUAGGUAUUGCACUAAUUGGUGAUUCCGAAAUUAUCAUUUUAGAUGAACCUACUGCAGGAUUAGAUCCUGGAUCUCGGCGUGAUGUGUGGAACAUUUUAAAUGAAAUUAAAAGUCGUAAAACUGUGAUAAUGACUACUCAUUUCAUUGAAGAAGCUGAUGCUAUUGGGGAAAGAGUAGCUAUCAUGAGAAAAGGUAAAUUGGCCUGUUUUGGAUCACCUAUGUACUUGAAGCGUCUUUUCGGAACUGGCUAUGAAUUAAGAGUAGCCAAAUCGGAAGAAAGCUCAGUUCAAGAUUUAACAGCAAUAAUGCAAACUCAUUUUCCAGGAGCCAAAAAUACUUAUGCUGUUGAAGGGGAAGUCAUUUACUCUUUACCGCAGGAACAUGCAAAUUCAAAUGUUUUCCACAUUUUCUUUCAAGACCUUGAAGAAAGAAAAGAUGAACUUAAAAUUUCUUCCUGGGGUUUGAGUUACACCACAUUAGAAGAAGUUUUUAUUAGAGUUGUAGACACAGAAGUAGCUCAACUUAACCACACUGGAUCCCAACUCUUUAAAUCAAACAAUCAGUUAAACUCUGAUGCAACAAAUAGUUUACCAGCUCAAACAAAUAGCGAACAAAUGAGUGCCAAAGAUUAUCUUCAUCCAACGAUUUUCUUUGUUGCUGGACUUUGUCUUUUUUUCCUUCGAAUCAAAGCAUUGCUCAUAAAACGUUUCAACUAUUCCAAGCGUUAUUGGAAAAUAAUUUUAUUUCAAAUAUUUAUUCCUACUGUUCUAUUUGCCGUAAUCAUGCUUUUGGAUCAAAAAAUUGUUGGAAUGGUAACACUUUUCAAACAAACCGUUCAGCUUAGUUUACAACAUCUCUACGGAUCAACUAAUGCGCUAUACAGUAAUCCAUCUGGUGAUGCGACCAUCUUUGGUGAAAAAUUUGGAGAAGUGUUGUCAGCUGAAUAUGCUAAAAUUACUUACCUCAAUUCAACAACAUCAGUUGAUGACUACAUGCUCAAACUAGGUGAAUUUUUAUCAAUCAAUCAAUAUAUUCACGACUAUAUCGUUAGUAUGGAAUAUACGGACUAUGAGCUAAAAAUUUAUUACAAUACAGAAGCUCUCCAUUCUCUUCCAAUUGUCAUAAAUCUACUUUUUGAUACGGUAUAUCGAAAUUUAACCGAUUCAAAAACACUUUCACCUUAUCCAGACCCCAUAAAAGUUGUAGAAUCCUCGAAUGGUCCUUUAUUUCGCUUUCAAACCUACAACUAUCCAUUUCCUUCUAAAGGUGAUCUACUUCAACCAAUUAUUUCUACAGCCGUACGACCUCAUUUAUGGUCACUUUUGGUACAGAUAACAAUGCCCUUUCUUGCUGCUAGUCACAUUCUUGUCCCUAUCCAUGAGCGAAGUUCAAAAGCCAAGUUACUUCAAAUUAUGACUGGUCUUCAUCCCAUAAUGUAUUGGAUUUCCCAUUUUAUUUUUGACAUGAUGAUUCACAUAAUAUGUACUUUAUGCAUUUUUACUGUUGUCCUUACCUUAGACUUUCAACUAAUCUUUCAUAACGAUUUAAAUAUUCAAAUGGCCUUUUUAUUGUCAUUAAUUACUUCUGGAGUUGCUUCCAUUCCAUUGGCAUACGUUUUUUCGUUUCUAUUUGACCGUCCCAGUAUCGGUUACUCUUUUCUCGUGCUUCUUUUCCUCGUUUUUGGUGUUAUGACGGCCAUUAUCAACUUUAUUAUUGAAAGUCUGGUUCCUAAAAUAGUUUCACAUUCUUUCAAACAAAUAUUUGACAUUAUUGUGGCCUUUUUCCCUCUCCAUGCCAUGACCAUGGCAAUUGUAAAAGCUUUCAGUAUUGCCCUUGAAUCAAAAGUUUGCAGUCAAGUUAUGCCAAAACUACUGGAGGUUCAAUGUGUCAAUGCAACUUACUCAGAAACAGAUAUGACUUAUCGAUGUUGUCCAAAAAUUUGUGAAAAGACUGAUGAUUGCUUUGAAUAUCGUGAUGCAUUGUCUUGGAAAUACGGUGUUUUACCUAGAUUGUUGCAACUAAUUGGAGAAGCAGCAAUCUUUUCGAUGGUUCUACUUAUUUUAGAAAUUUAUUAUGAUCGACUCGAAUGGGUUAAUGAUAUCAAAGAGGUUCUCUUGACCAAACUUUCAUUUCACACAAGUUAUGCUGAUGAAGAUCCGAGAAGACGUAACAUUGAGAGUGAAGAUUCUGAUGUAACUGCUGAAAGACAUCGUGUAUAUUCCGAACGAAAUGGAGCAUCUCCAGAUCAAGAUAUUCUCAGUGUGAUUGAUUUAAAGAAGCAGUAUCGUAAAUUUAGAGCUGUUGAAGGUUUGACUUUUGGUGUUCGACAAAAUGAAUGUUUCGGCUUGUUAGGUAUCAAUGGAGCUGGAAAAUCGACUACAUUUAAGAUGCUUGUAGGUGAUAUUAGACCGACUUCAGGCAACGCUUAUAUUGGUGAGCUUGACAUCAUGCAUAGCAAGCGAGGUUACCAACAAAGCAUUGGUUAUUGUCCUCAAUAUGAUGCUCUUAUUGAUCUUCUUACUGGACGUGAAAUGUUAUAUCUUUUUGCUCGACUUCGGGGACUGGAAGAAAAGUGUAUUCCUGUUGUUGUAAAUCAAUUAAUUUCAGAUGUUGAUCUGCAAUUCCAUGCUGACAAAGUCACUGGUUGUUACAGUGGAGGAAACAAAAGGAAACUAAGUUUAGCUAUGGCUCUUGUGGGUGCACCUCGAGUUGUUUUUCUUGAUGAACCAUCUGCUGGUGUUGAUGCUGCUAAUCGUCGAAGAAUGUGGACCGUAUUAUCUGCUGUUAGAGAACGAGGUUGCUGUUUGGUCUUAACUAGUCAUUCAAUGGAAGAAUGUGAAACUCUUUGCUCACGAAUCGCUAUCAUGGUCAGCGGUGAGUUCAAAUGUUUGGGCAGUCUUCAACAUUUAAGACACAAAUUUGGUCAAGGAUUCAGUUUGUAUAUAAAAAUCAAAGUGGAUAAAAUUAUGGAUCCUGAUUAUUUGGUGGAAGUUCGUCGAGUAGUUGAAUCCAAGUUACAUGCCGAGUUGAAGCAGCAUCAUUUUGUUAAUUUAUUUUAUCACAUUCCUGAUAAAUCAUUGAAAUGGUCUUAUCUUUUUGAAACAAUGGAAACAAUUAAAGAAACCUAUCAACUUGAAAAUUUUAUUAUAAGUGAUACUUCAUUGGAGCAGAUAUUUUUAGCGUUCUCGAGCAAACAAAUUUCAACUGAUUGAUGUGCCAUUUUUUCUGCUUAAUUUUUCUUUUUUUGUCAUUCUCGAUGUUCAAAAAUCAAUCUUCUGUGUGAUCCAUUAAGAAAUAUUUAUGAAAAUCAAAUUAUUUUACUUAAUGAUCAAAAGUUUUCAAUUAUUUCUUGGUUUGUUGUGAUUUCUUAGUUUAUUAAACAUUUUUAUACCAAUACAAA